This is a messenger RNA of Zootoca vivipara (common lizard), 950 nucleotides long. The record is from RefSeq and is a predicted model, not a curated record. Lineage: Eukaryota; Metazoa; Chordata; Lepidosauria; Squamata; Lacertidae.
AUGUGGGGCAGAUAUUAUGUCUCAGAGACUCAGCAGCAUAGUUACCAUAGCUUUGCACAAAAUUCCAUCAGUUUCUCUAAUCUGGAAAUGGAAGACAACUAUGUUGAUGCUUCAGAUCCUGAUAAACUAAUACAGUGUCCAUAUGACAAGAAUCAUAAAAUCAGGGCAUGUAGGUUCCCCUACCACCUUGUCAAGUGUCGUAAGAACCAUCCUGAUUUAGUGCAGCAACUGGUCACAUGCCCAUUUAAUGCCCGUCAUCAGGUCCCCAGAGGAGAGAUCAGUCAACACAUAUCAAGCUGUGAUGACAAAAGGUGCAUUGAGCAAGACAUUGCAAGCCAUGGGGAUAGCCGCAGAAGAGAGGUUAAUGUGGUCAGCUCCUGGCAAUCUCCUCCAUGCGAAGAAGACUGGGACAGAGACGUAGCAAGCCAAUCGAACUCUGUCUUCAUUUGGGGCACAAGCCACCAUGGUGAGGCAAGCAGUUCUGGAUCAAGCCCAGCUGUGGGACAUAAGAACCACCUAGCUUCAGGACUACGGGCUCCCAGGUCCCUGCCACAUGUCCUACCAUGGAAGAACAAUGCUGCAAAUUGAGGACUCUGGCAGAAGCUGUCCCUUCCAAUGGCUAUCAAGUGCUCAUUCUCUACUACUCUCUUAGAACGGCUGGACUGCCAAUGAAGAAACUCAGAUUAAACAGUUCCUGUUUGGGUGGGCUAAACUAAACAAGCCCUGAAUAUUAAAAGUCUUAAUCUUAAAUGUGGCAGUUAACAAUCUAGUUGUGUAUGGUAUGUUAAUGGGCAUUAUGAACCAGGAACAACUCUUGUUCCUGGUUCAUAAUGCCUAUUAAUUAACAUAUAAUUAACAUAACAACAUAUAUAAGCCUAGAGAAAUAAAAUGGCUUUUUGCAAAAGUUAAGUGACAGGCGGGAGAAGUUCAUUCCUAAUCACUGGAAAUAG